AUGUCUAAUCAAGCGCCGGCUCCAGGACCAGGCGCGGCUGGCUCUUAUGCAGGGCAGCCAGCAACAUCACCAGCCGGCCCGCCUGCUGCCGCCACGACUGCAACGACCGCCACUGGGGGGGCCAUGUCGAAUCAGAAUCUCAAUCAAAUUGUGACAGAUUACCUGCUCAAGAGAGGGUUCAACAGGACAGAAGAGGUGUUCCGCCAGGAGUCGAAACAUCUCGGCACUGAUGGCAAGCCAGUCCAGCAACUAGCCAUCCUGGGUCCAAAAAAGUAUGCAAGAGCAUUCCGACUUUUGAAAGACUGGGUCGAGAACAAUCUCGAGAUUUACAAGUUUGAGCUCUCGAAGCUUCUCUGGCCGAUAUUUGUCUACUCCUUCAUCGAGCUGGUCGGAAAUGGAUAUACGGAGGAGGGCAAAUCGUUUCUUAAAGAGAUCGGCCAGAAUUUCCAGGCGACUCAUGCAGACGAUCUGAAGACGUUUUCAUUAAUCACGCUCCCGCAACAUGUCAACGAAAACUCAGUGACCAAGUUGUACAAGGAGAACAAAUAUCGCAUCCCCCUGAACCAACACGCCACUGGCGAUCUCUUCAACUUCCUCGAGCGCGAGUCUGACCAAGGCGGAUCUGUCAUCCGACAGCUGCUCGUCACAUAUUGCCAGAUCGACUCCACUGCCCGCGGGCCUAUCACGCCCUUUAGCUUUGAAGCUGUCUUCAGGAGGAGUAAGAAUCUGGAACUGGAGGAGGUGGACGCAAAGGAAGGUAUUCCGGGUGUCAACAUCGGCCUGUCUAAUAAGGACAUUCUGGACCCAGCUGCGCCUCUCAACCUUGGCCCUUUGCCUAUGGACCCCGAUCUUCGCGAUGAUCUUCGAGCCGAAAUCGAAGACGAGGAAAGGCGGAACCCCCCCAGCGGCCCCAGCCUAAUAGAGGAACUUGAUCAAAAGAUCAAGAGAGAAGAGAGCGCAGACGCCCCGAGCCGAUCCGAUCUACCAUUGCCGCCAUCACGCCCACGAGACAUCAUGCUCGAAAUGCAAAAGCUGCGGGAAAAUAGGGACAGGUUCAAGAUCGAGGGUCGGACAGGUGGUGUGGGCGUGCCCGUGAGCGCUUGCAUGUUCACCUUUCACAACACACUCGGAAGUGUGUCCUGCUUGGAGUUCUCCGACGAUGGACAGCUCGCUGCCGUGGGCACAACUGAGUCCUACAUCCGCGUCUGGUCUCUGGAUGGCUCUGCGCUCCCGAGUUCAAACGCUCACGAGAAGGGCGCCAAGUUCAACAGUCGGAAAUUGAUUGGACAUUUUGGGCCCGUAUACGACAUUUCGUUUUCCGACUCAGCCUCAGGACCUCCGCAGAAACUGUUUGGUGACGAGGGCCGGCAGAACCCGGCGAUCGAUGGGCGGCCGAAGCUGCUACUGUCAUGUUCGGCGGAUGGACAGAUCCGGCUCUGGUCACUCGAGUCUUGGACAUGUCUAUGCGUGUACAAGUCGCACGAUGGACCUGUCUACAGGGCCCAGUGGAGUCCCCACGGGCAUUACUUCUUGAGUGGCGGCUACGACAAGGUUGUUCGGGUGUGGAUGCAGGACCAUGCCUCGCCUCAACGGCUGCUUGUUGGGCACGACACAUCCAUCUCGGCUAUUGCAUGGCAUCCUAACGGCAUGUACGUCUUUUCGGCGUCUGAUGAGACGGACAAGACAGUCCGCAUGUGGUCAGUGGUGACGGGAGCGUGCGUUCGAGUGUUCACAGGCCAUACCGAUCACAUCAGCGCACUGCGAUGCGCGCCGAACGGCAAGAUCCUAGCCAGCGCCGACAUUGCCGGCAACAUCUUCUUCUGGGAUCUCGUUAAGGGGACUCGCAUCAAGCGCUCUCGCGGCCACGGCAAGGGGGGCAUCUGGUCGCUCAGCUUCAGCGUCGAGUCCAACAUACUAGCCUCCGGAGGCCAAGAUGGCACGGUCCGGUUGUGGGAUGUCGAGUCACCGGCGGACCCUCAUAAAGCCGCUCAGCAGAACGCUUCGGGGCAGCCGACCAGCACGGGGACAACCACGGGUACCAAGAAGAAGAGCAAAGAGGUGAUGAUUACUCCCGACCAAAUCUCUUGCUUUCCCACAAAGAAGACGCCUGUGAUCAAUGUCAAGUUCACUCGGAUGAACCUCGUCAUGGCCGGCGGAUGCUACGACCCCGAGCGAUGA
Molecule: messenger RNA, 2178 nt
Organism: Trichoderma reesei QM6a
Lineage: Eukaryota; Fungi; Ascomycota; Sordariomycetes; Hypocreales; Hypocreaceae
Exons: 5
Coding region: 1-2178 (725 amino acids)
Biological process (GO): transcription initiation at RNA polymerase II promoter
Cellular component (GO): transcription factor TFIID complex
Molecular function (GO): RNA polymerase II general transcription initiation factor activity; protein binding
Source: RefSeq, a predicted model, not a curated record